UCCAGCAUCCGCGCGACGAGAGACGAACUGCGAACAUGCCGGUCAAGUUCCACACCAAGACGCUCGAGUCGGUGCUCGACCCCGUCUCCCAGCAGGUUGCACAGCUCGUUCUGAUUCACGAGAAGGCGGGAAGCGGACGGAUUGUUGAAGAUCUGACGGCUCCAUUGCAGGGCGUCGUUGGAGCGGUGUCUAACUUGAGCCAGAUUGCGAAAGAAAUGGCAUCAACGACUACCGACCAGCAACUGAAGAAUGAGAUGCCGAUGCAUCUACAGGAGGUGGAGGAUGCAACACGACUGUUGAAUGAGGCAUCGACAGACUUGAAGUCCGACUCAGGAUCUGAUAUGGGAAAAUCGAAGCUGUUGAGUGGAGCAAGAGGUCUCAUCAGCGGAAUGUCGGAUCUUCUCGUCUGUGCUGACAUGUCCGAAGUCCGAAAGAUGGUCGCUACGUGUCGCAGAGUCCUAGAGUAUCUCACCGACGUUGCAAAGGUCGUCGACCAGGAGGCCGACUUGGUCACGUUUGUACAGAAUCUCACACCCGGCUUGACGUCGAUGGUGAAGGUUGUGGAAGGGAGAUGGCCGGAGUUGACUAACGAUCAGCACGGUCUCAUACUGAAGACGGAAUUAGCGAAUGUCAAGCACCACACUCCUGUUCUCAUCUCCGCCAUUCGAGCAUACGCCUCCGUUGCCCAACGGAAAGGCCACGGAGUAGACCAUGCAGCAAGCGGCAGAGAUUACGUCGUCGGCAAAAUGGCCACUUCAAUCGAAGAGGUCAUUCGUGUCCUUCAACUGACGACUACAUUUGAUGAAGAAACCAACAAACAAACAGAAGGUGACAUGUACUUGAGGGGAUUGACUGAAGUGUUUCAUCAGGCACAAGAGGCUUUGGCGAGUGGAGAUAUGAGUCAAGGGACAGUCGAUUCAGUGAAGACAGCUAUUGCCGAAGGACGUCGAGUCGCCGCACAAGCUUCGAAGGCCGAAACACGAGCGAUGCUGUUGGAGACUUGCAAGGAAUUGGACGGACUCCUUGCCGAGAUUGCAGCUCUCCAAGCUGCAGGAAAGGGCGACACUCGUGCCGCUCGGGAAUUGGCUCAUCGAGCUGCCGUGAAACUGCAGUCACUGGAACAGCAGAUUAGGCAUGCAAUGGCCGAAAAGGUUGCUACUGAUUUUGUUGACGUUACUGGCCCUGUGAGAGCAUUAGAAACUGCAGCCACAGCUGAUGCAAAUGAUCCCAAUCGUCAGGCCGUCUUUGAACAGCGAGCCAAAGAGUUUGAAACUCAUCAUAGAAAACUAGAGGAUACGGCUAAAAUGAUUGCCAAUUCGGGAGGUUGUGAUCCCGUAACUGCUGCUCAAGUACACAAAGCUGUAGCACAGAUGAAAGAUCUGUCUCCACAAGUGUUGAACGCAUCCCGAGUCGUCCUCAACAACCCCGGCGACAAGCUUGCAUUAGAGCAUUUCCGUACCGUGAAGAAGGAAUGGUCUGACAAUGCGACUGAGUUGACUCGCCUCGUUGACUCGGCGACCGACAGCCUGGAGUUUUUGAAAGUCUCAGAGGCGAAGGUAAAGGCUGACGUUGAGGAAGCGAAGGCACUUGUGAAGAAGGAAGAAACAGAGAAAGCUGUAGCCACAGCAAGCAAUAUUGCUCGACAAGCCAACAGAGUCCUUCAGUUCGCUCAGCAAGAGGCCCAGAACUCGGACGAUCAAGCGUACGUCAAUAGUCUCACCGGUGCAUCAGAGAAACUCUCAAAAUCUAUUGCUCCGAUGGUCGUCGAGGCUAAGGGCGUCGUCAGUAAUCCAAAAGACAAAGCACAACAAGAGAAAUUCUGCACGGCUGCUGAUCAGGUUGCCGAGCAUGUGUCUGGGAUUAGGACUGUUGUUGAAGACAACUGGGUACCUCCACGUCCACCAUUGCCCGACUUUCAGGAAGAGGAGGAAGAGGAAUUACCCGAACUGCCGCCUCCACCACCAGAACUCCUUGACCCUGUACCAGUUGAAUUACUGGAAGCAGAGCAGAUUCUAAGAGGACCGCUGGUCGACAAGAAGGAAAACCCUGUCACAUUUGCCGCCAUGGAUGCUUUCCAUGAAGCCGAUAAGUGGGAAGAGAAGGAUAACAAUUUGGUAGGCUUAGCAAAGCAGAUGGCUCGCAAGAUGGCAAUGAUGUCGAAGUUUAUGUCUGGUGAGGGUGGUGAAGUACACUCGAAGGCAGACCUCAUCAAGUACGCUAAAGAGAUAGCAGCCGGUGCCGGAGACAUGUUCAAGCUGGCACGUCAGAUUGCAGACGACUGCAUGGAUCGUCGACUAAAGACUAACCUUUUGCAAAGACUCGAUCGAAUUCCGACUAUUUCGACGCAACUGAAGAUCCUCGCAACGGUCAAGGCAACGACAAUGGGAGGAGACGAGUCAGCCGACGUGGAAGCAUCCGAGAUGUUGGUCGGCAACGCUGAGAACUUGAUGAACACAGUCAAGGACGUCAUUCGUGCAGCAGAAGCAGCAUGCAUUCGUCUCCGUCCCGGCUCUGCUGUUGCCUCUCUCAUCUGGCGCAGAAAGGGUGGGCAAGCACGUCGUGCAUCGAUCGGAUACUAAGAGAAGAGAAACUGGCCGUUCCUGCUGUGUACCAAUCUGCCAUGUUUGUUGUUAGAUUGUACUGUUGGCUGAUGGGUUGGGAAGAGUUUAUUGGUUGUGUAAGGAUUGGUUAUUGUAGAGACAAUGAAAUGAGACGUUAAGCUGUGAUUUUGUAGUAUGGUGACCAGGUUGGGUAGACAAUGCCAGGUGUGUUGUGGUGGUAGUA
This is a messenger RNA of Corticium candelabrum, 2784 nucleotides long. Its product is annotated as vinculin-like. Gene Ontology annotation, molecular function: alpha-catenin binding; actin filament binding; beta-catenin binding. The coding region runs from base 36 to 2579 and encodes 847 amino acids. Gene Ontology annotation, biological process: cell adhesion. The record is from RefSeq and is a predicted model, not a curated record. The transcript has 19 exons. Lineage: Eukaryota; Metazoa; Porifera; Homoscleromorpha; Homosclerophorida; Plakinidae. Gene Ontology annotation, cellular component: plasma membrane; cytoplasm; focal adhesion.